AUGUCGGACGAAAAGCAACAAGACGUGAUUGCGCCGGCUCAGAGCAGCACGGAAAGCAUCGACAUCGGAAAAGUCGACCUUGAGAAUGACGGCGAGGUGUUCAAAAGAGGAGAGGGCAUCGAAGACUUUCGAACUGUGUCAUGGGUUCACACGUCAAUGAUCUUUCUAAAGGUCAUCUUCGCAACUGGGGUCUUAACCAUACCGUCCGCCAUGUACACACUCGGUGCUUUUCCUGGCGCCAUCAACGUCCUCGGAUGGCAAGCCCUAAACACCUGUAUCGCUGACAUGGGCCAGUUAGUAGGCGGACGAGUCGUGAAGGAGAUCAGCGGUAUGCUGUUCCUGGUCGCAUUCAUCAUUGUUGCCGCGUCUGGAAUGGUAGGAGUGUCUACCGCUCUCAACGCCCUCUCAAACCAUUCGUUGUGUACGAACUACUUCUCCAUCGUCGCAGCCAUCAUGAUCGCUGUGUGCGCGAGUGUACGUAAGUUUGAGAAGAUCGCAUGGAUUACAUGGGCCGGAUUUGCUUCCGUUUUUAUUGCCGUUUUCAUCGUUGUUGUUGGAGUGACCACCCGCGAUCGCCCUGCGGCAGCUCCCCAAUCUGGACCUUACGAGUUCGGCUACCACGUUAUUGCUCACCCAACUUUCGCUGCUGGCAUAACUGCGGCCUCUACCAUCUUCUGCUCUGGUGCAGGAACAUCGGCCUUCCUACCAGUUAUGUCAGAGAUGAGGAACCCCAGAGAGUACAGCAAAGCCGUCAACUGGUGCAUGGGCAUCGUGACCGCCGCUUACCUGUCAUUCAGCUUGGUGGUGUAUAAGUGGUGCGGCAAAUGGGUUGCGUCGCCUUCGCUAGGCAGUGCCGGACCAAUGGUCAAGAAGAUCGCAUAUGGCAUCGGGUUGAUUGGACUCUGCGUCAGCGGUGCACUAUAUGUGCAUGUGAGCGCAAAAUACGUCUUCGUCCGAAUUCUACGAAACUCGAAGCACCUUCAAGCAAACUCUGCUGUGCACUGGGGCACAUGGUUCGGAUGUGUCGCUGCUAUGUCCAUAACCAGCUUCUUGAUCGCAUCUGGAGUACCCAUCUUCAAUUAUCUCCUGAGUCUUGCGGGAAGCGUUGCAUUUGCGCCUCUGGCGUUGGGUCUACCGGGCUGGCUCUGGAUUUAUGACCAUGCCGACUACUGGAAGGGCACACUGUGGCAGAAGACGAUGUACAUGCUGCACGUUGUCCUUAUUUUCAUCUCGGCUUUCUUGACUAUUGGCGGAACCUACGGAGUAAUUGUUCAGAUUCUUAACGCCUACAAGGACGGACUCAUUGAUUCUGCGUUCUCGUGUGCGGACAAUAGCAACUCUUCGUAG
Molecule: messenger RNA, 1347 nt
Organism: Parastagonospora nodorum SN15
Lineage: Eukaryota; Fungi; Ascomycota; Dothideomycetes; Pleosporales; Phaeosphaeriaceae
Exons: 5
Coding region: 1-1347 (448 amino acids)
Biological process (GO): amino acid transmembrane transport
Cellular component (GO): vacuolar membrane
Molecular function (GO): amino acid transmembrane transporter activity
Source: RefSeq, a predicted model, not a curated record